Galendromus occidentalis (western predatory mite) is the source of this 1527-nucleotide messenger RNA. RefSeq names its product phosphoacetylglucosamine mutase-like. Gene Ontology annotation, molecular function: magnesium ion binding; phosphoacetylglucosamine mutase activity. Gene Ontology annotation, biological process: carbohydrate metabolic process; UDP-N-acetylglucosamine biosynthetic process. The record is from RefSeq and is a predicted model, not a curated record. NCBI's taxonomy places the organism in Eukaryota, Metazoa, Arthropoda, Arachnida, Mesostigmata, Phytoseiidae.
UCCUACGGAACCUCCGGGGUCCGGACCAGGUCUGACGUCCUGAAGACUGCUAUGUUCCGUUUAGGAGUUGUCGCCGCUUUGAGAUCCCGUGCAUUGCGCGGAGCUACAGUCGGGAUUAUGGUAACGGCCUCGCACAACCCGGAGUGCGACAACGGGGCCAAGCUCGUGGAUCCUCAUGGUGAAAUGAUGGAACUGAGCUGGGAACGCUGCGUCACCGCGGUGUUGAAUGCAGACGAUGAUCAACUGGAGGGCCAGUUGACCAAGAUCGUUUCGGACUUCUCGAUUCCGACCGAUGCGCUGAGUAACUUGAUAAUUGGAUACGACACGCGAGCCAGCUCGGUGUCCCUGCACGACGCGGCGUUCGAAGGAGCAUCGAGUCUGGGUUGUGCGGUCAAAGAUCUCGGGCUCGUGACAACACCGCAAUUGCAUUUCGUUGUGAGGUGCACGAAUGAUCCAAAAUACGGUGAGCCAUCCGUGCACGGGUACUACGAUAAACUGACCUCGGCCUUCAUCCGACUCGCUUCGAAAACCAAACAACCCUUGCGUUACACUCCUGCUCUGACAAUUGAUGCGGCUAACGGGGUUGGAGCUCGAGCGGUCCACCUGAUGAGUGAACAACUGAAGAAUAUCUUAGUAAUCACCGUUGUGAACGACGGAAAUGGUCCGCUGAAUGAUCAAUGUGGCGCUGACUAUGUCAAGAUCUCGCAAGGGGCUCCGGUCGGGCUCUCAUUGAAAACUUUCGCCCGAUAUGCGUCUCUGGACGGUGAUGCGGAUCGUAUAGUGUAUUUCUUCCAAGAUGCGGACGGCAAGUUCAGGCUUCUGGACGGUGAUCGAAUCGCCACCCUCCUAGGAGCCUACAUCAAGAAACUCUUCGGGGAGGCGGGACUGAGCGAUGUCGGAAUAGCUUUAGUGCAGACUGCUUACGCCAAUGGGAGCUCUACCAAGUACAUCUCGGAGAAACUCGGAAUAGAUGCAUUGUGCGUUCCAACGGGCGUGAAGCACCUCCACCAUGAAGCUCAGAAAGCCGACGUCGGUAUAUACUUCGAGGCAAACGGGCACGGAACGAUCUGCUUCAGCGACACGAUCAAAAAUCGUGUGUCUGCUUUGAGCUCUGAAGAGGCGGCUACUAUAAGAGACUUCAUAGACCUCACCAACGAGGCAGUGGGUGACGCUCUCUCAGAUAUGCUUCUCGUCGAAUAUGUUCUGAGAACUUCGGACACUGACGUCAGCGACUGGCUCCGUGAAUACGAGGAUCUGCCGUGUCGACAACUGAAGGUCGUCGUGAAGGAUCGAACUGUGAUCAAGACCGCGAACGCAGAGAGAACUUGCGUAGCACCGACAGGGCUACAAGAGGCAAUCGACGAUAUAGUUUCGCGAUUCCCGCAAGCUCGGUGUUUCGUGAGACCGUCCGGAACCGAGGACAUUGUACGUGUUUACGCAGAAGCUCCCGGAGAAAGAGCGGGGGUGGCGAACGUGGACUUAUUGGCGAAUGAAGUUUCGAAGAUCUUAUCCAGAAUGUUGGCGUGA